AUUACCUUUGUCUUUUGCAUCCUUUCCUUCUCCAUCCACUCAAUGCUGUUUCUGUUUUCCCUUCUACUAGCUAUCACCUUUUUCCACUAACUUAUAUCACCUUUCACAUCUCAAUCUCUCUCUAUGCCUCUCACUAUCACUCAUCUCAACUUCCUCUCUUUCAAUUAGGGUUUCUUCUCUUAGCUUAGACUACUUUCUCACUUGGAGAGAAAAAAAGAGCUUCUGAAGGAUAAAGUUACUUUCCUUUUAGUUUAUUUGAUCAAAGAACCUACAUCACAAACAGGGAAUAUAGGUUAAGAAAAAUGGCAUCAUCAUCCAGCUCAUACAAUUCACCUUGUGCCGCCUGCAAAUUUUUGAGGAGAAAAUGCAUGCCAGGAUGCAUUUUUGCACCAUACUUUCCACCAGAAGAGCCACAAAAAUUUGCAAACGUGCACAAAAUAUUCGGUGCCAGCAAUGUGACAAAGCUUCUCAACGAACUCCUCCCACACCAAAGAGAGGAUGCAGUGAACUCACUUGCCUACGAAGCCGAAGCACGGGUGAGGGACCCUGUUUAUGGCUGUGUAGGUGCUAUCUCUUUUCUUCAAAGACAAGUUCAGAGGCUCCAAAAGGAGCUUGAUGCUGCUAACACUGAUCUUCUUCGUUAUUCACUCACUGAUAUCCCUCCACCUCCACCGUCGUCUCUUUCUGUGCCGCCCGGAAUGGUGUCAGUUCAACAAAUGCCGCAAAGACAGUUUAGUGGAGGUGUUUAUUCUUCUUUUCCUUAUUCUCUUCCUUGGACUGAUACUUCAUCAGAGGACAUGAGUGAGGGUGGUGGAGGAGGAAAUCAUUUGUGAACUAAUAAGUUGAGUAUUAACCCAUCUAGGGUUUAUACUUUUUGAGACAUUGCCUGCAAUAUUCUUAUGGCGUGAUGAUAUUAUAUAUGCAUCUAUUCUGGACUUUGGCUAUGAAUAUGUAGCCUUAAUUAUUGGACUCUUUUAUCUACGUGAUUGAAGGUCGGUCUACUGUGUGAUUUAAUAAAGCUUAUUUGAUGGCUUCUCUUUUCUA
Messenger RNA from Lathyrus oleraceus (garden pea), 1044 nucleotides. Its product is annotated as protein LATERAL ORGAN BOUNDARIES. The record is from RefSeq and is a predicted model, not a curated record. Lineage: Eukaryota; Viridiplantae; Streptophyta; Magnoliopsida; Fabales; Fabaceae. Bases 303 to 833 code for a protein of 176 amino acids. The transcript has 2 exons.